Molecule: messenger RNA, 2433 nt
Organism: Monoraphidium neglectum
Lineage: Eukaryota; Viridiplantae; Chlorophyta; Chlorophyceae; Sphaeropleales; Selenastraceae
Exons: 1
Coding region: 1-2433 (810 amino acids)
Source: RefSeq, a predicted model, not a curated record
AUGAUAAAUGACCGUCCUCGCAGGUGCCUUGACGACGCCUGCGACAUUAUCGCGGCCGCCCUCGCCUGCGUGCGGCGGCCGCAGAUGAGGGCGGCCACUUAUCAGUCCCUGAGCCGCCUGGCCGAGGCUGCGGAAGGCGCGGGGGCGCACCUGCGCCUGGGGCCCGAGAUCUUGGUGCGCCUGCAGGAGAUCGACCCGGCGGCCAGCCUCACCGGCAGCCAGGCAGCCGGCGCGCUCAACGGCGGCGGCGGAGGCGCGAUUGCUGCGGGCGCAUGGCGCGGGGGCGUGCGGGGCGAGAGGGGGGCCACCACUCAAGCGGGCGGCGCUGUGAUGGGGCCGCCUUCUGCGUCUGCGGCGGCGCCAUCCCCGGUGGCGGCAGCGGCGGCUGUAGCAAAGGAGGAGCCGCGGCAGCAGAGGCGGCAGCAGCAGGAUGAGUCAACCGCCAAGCGCCAGAAGCCAAAAAGACGCUCUGUUCCACCCUUUGGGGAGGCUUCGCAAACAGAGUAUGUGGCCAUAGCCACUACCGCAGGCGCCGGCGGUGGCGUCGGAGGCGGCAGCGGCAGUCGGAAGAAGCGACGAGCUGUGGGGGUGAGCCUUUACAACAGCACUCUGGACGGCAGCCAGUCGCAGUCCGCAUGGCCCCUGAACGACGGCAGCAGCGGCGGCCGCGACGGCUGCGGCUCGCUGGAGCCGGGGCUCGGCACUUCGGCGGUCGCGGCGGCGGGUGGGCAGGCGUUUGGGCAGGACGUCCCGGCUGACAGCACCGCAGGUGGCGAAGCGGCGGAUGGGUUGCCGCCGCCGAGGUCGCCGCCCGGGCAGGAGCAGGGCCAACAGCAGGAGCAACAGGAGCAGCAGCAGCAGCAGCAGCAGCAGCAGCAGCAGCAGCAGCAGCAACAGCAACAGCAGCCCCAGGGGCAGGGAAAGCCACUCAGACAAGGGGAGCAUCACCCACACAUGUCAGACAAGCAGCAGCAGCAGCAGCAGCAGCAACAGCAGCAGCAGCAGCAGCAGCAGCAGCAGCAACAGCAGCGGCAGCAGCAGCAGCCGGAAGGGGCCGACCAGAUGGACGUCGACGGCCACACGCGGCCCGCGGCCCCCGAGCCGCCCGCCUGCCUGCAGCUGGGCAGCCAGGCGGCCAUUGAGGAGGUCAGCAGGCUCGUGUCGGCCCUGCCAGACUCUCAGGGGGACGCCUCGUGGGGCGGCGGCGAGGGGGCCGUUGACGGGGUUCCCAGGGCAGGGCUUGCCGUGCUGUCUGCUGCCAGGGAGCAGUCAGGGCCUGCAAGACUGCAGGCCAUUGCUGGGGUGGCGGCAGCAGCAGCGGCGGCGUCACCAGCCGGGGAGGCCACGCUAGGUCAGGGCACGGCGAUUGAUCAGGAAGCAGAGGCAGGCUGCAAGCUGCAGGAGGAGCGGCGGCAUGGGAAGAUCGAGGGCGCGGCGGCCACUGCCGCCGCCGCUGCAGAUGCCCCCUCCUCGGGCGGCAGGGGCCGCCGCAAGCGCAGCAGCGGCGGCGAAGGGGCUGGCAAGGGCGGCAAGGCGCCGCGGGUCGGGCAGGAGGGCAGGUCCGGGGUCGCCGGCCGAGCUGAAGUUGAAGAGCAGGGGGAUGGAAAGGCCGGCGGCGACCGCGCCAGCAGCAUGGCGUAUGGAGGGUCGAGGGAGGGAGCUCUGGCGUCGAGCAUGGGGGUUGGGGGUGCUGCCGGUGGCGGCGCGCAGCCGGACGUUGACUGCGCCGCGGAUCAGGAUGGUUGCCGGGUGGCAGCGCCCGCGGCGGCUGAGCGUCAGGUACUGGGCGUGGCGGCCAGCGAGCAAGGGCCGGCUGUUCAACAGGUAACACAGCAGCAGCAGCAGCAGCAGCAGCAGCAACAGCAGCAGCAGCACAAGCACCAGCACCAUACGCCGGCUCACCAUCAAGAUGAGCAGCAAAUGGUGCAAGACCGACGGCAGCAUCCACCCUGCUCGAGCAGGCCGCCACAUGGCGCCUCUGACGGAGCGCUCGCGCCGGCCAUCACUCUGCCCGACGCGCCGUCGGCGGCCAUGGACCCUGCUGCGCCGUCAGCGGCGCCGCCGGACGCCCCGCCGCCGCCUUCGGAGCCUGCGGGGCCGCCGCCUGCCGAGCGGGCGCCAGACGAGUCGUAUGCGGAGCUCGAGCUUUUCAGCACCCAGCAGCUGGCCGCCGCCUGCGGCCUGCCGCCGCUCGGCGCCACAGCCGCGCGGCCGCUGCUCAGCUGCUCCAGCGCGCCCGCCCGCGCGCCAGCAGCCCCGCCCCGCGCGCCCGCACCCGCGCCUGCGCCCGGCGCCGGCGAUCUGCGGGCCGCCGUGCGGGCGGCGUGCGGCGGCAUCGCGGCGCUGGACGCGGCCGGGCUGUCGGAGGUGAUGGGCCUCGCGGUGGAGCUGCUGGAAGCUGCCAGGCGGGACAUGCAGAGGCGGCUGGCGUGA